CUAGAGAUGAACCACCAAAUCCGAUAACAUUUUAGGCUCUUAUGAUUAAGGUGAACUUCAUAACCGUCUAAAUGCAAAUGUGAUAACAGCGCAGUAGUUCAGACAACGCUUAAGUCAAUCAUACCCUACUAUGGAGAAAUCAACGUCAAAUGCAAAUGAAUGUUCAGUUAAUUCUCUUAGCCACUUUAUUACAUCGAAACACCAGUGUCUUGAAUCGCGUUCAAUAUAUUCAAAUCCACCUUAUACUCCGUAUACAAAUCCCUAUUAUAGUCCUCGAAGUAAUAGACGUCGACCUCCUUUAAGAGAAUCUCGUCGUGUUUCAAUAGAGCAAUCAGGGAGCUUUUUACAACUAAACCAAUACAAACUUAUGGAUCAAAUUGGUCAGAUUUACGUGGGAUAAACAAAUAGCUUGCAGCCUUUAUAUGUUGUUUUAGAAUAUCUAAAAAGACGCUAUAUGCUUUGGAUAUGUUGUUCUCAUCAUAAACCUUGCCCCAUGACUCGAAUCUCAGCCUUGCGUUCAGAAAAGCAAAAUAAGUUUUAGUUAUGCUGGAAGUAGCCAUUCUUCUUGUAUUACGGUUCUGACAAACUUUACUUAUCUUUAAACCGGUCAUCGUAUGGUCUGAGAUUUCG
Molecule: messenger RNA, 630 nt
Organism: Rhagoletis zephyria (snowberry fruit fly)
Lineage: Eukaryota; Metazoa; Arthropoda; Insecta; Diptera; Tephritidae
Product: calcium/calmodulin-dependent protein kinase kinase 2-like
Source: RefSeq, a predicted model, not a curated record